Messenger RNA from Merops nubicus (carmine bee-eater), 1170 nucleotides. RefSeq names its product endoplasmic reticulum aminopeptidase 1-like. Gene Ontology annotation, molecular function: metalloaminopeptidase activity; zinc ion binding; peptide binding. Gene Ontology annotation, biological process: peptide catabolic process; proteolysis. The annotation marks the transcript as partial. NCBI's taxonomy places the organism in Eukaryota, Metazoa, Chordata, Aves, Coraciiformes, Meropidae. Gene Ontology annotation, cellular component: cytoplasm. The record is from RefSeq and is a predicted model, not a curated record. The transcript is spliced from 9 exons.
GGAGCUCGCAGCGACGCACUUCGAGCCGACGUUUGCGCGCGCGGCCUUCCCCUGCUUCGACGAGCCAGACCUCAAAGCCACCUUCUCCAUCAGGAUCAGGAGGGAGCAGGGGCACCUCGCCCUGUCCAACAUGCCACUUGUGAAGUCUGUGAAUUUAUCUCCCUGGCUUGUUGAGGACCAUUUCGAUACCACUGUCAAGAUGAGUACAUACCUCGUGGCCUUCAUCAUUUCAGAUUUCAAAUCCAUCAGCAAAAUAACCAGUCAUGGAGUUAAGAUUUCUGUCUACACGGUGCCCGACAAGAUCGACCAGGCUCAUUACGCCUUGGAUGCGGCGGUGAAGCUUUUGGACUUCUAUGAGGAUUACUUCAGCAUUCCAUACCCUUUACCUAAACAGGAUUUAGCAGCUAUUCCUGAUUUUCAGUCUGGUGCUAUGGAAAACUGGGGACUGACCACAUACCGGGAAUCUGCCUUGUUGUAUGACCCCGAAAAGUCCCCGGCGUCUUCUAAACUUUGGAUUACCAUGGUAAUAGCCCAUGAGCUGGCUCAUCAGUGGUUUGGCAACCUCGUCACCAUGGAGUGGUGGAAUGACCUGUGGUUAAAUGAAGGGUUUGCAAAGUUCAUGGAGUUCCUGUCAGUCAGCGUUACCCAUCCAGAGCUGAGAGUUGAAGACUACUUCUUAAGCAGAUGUUUUGAUGCCAUGGAAGUGGAUGCAUUAAAUUCAUCACAUCCUAUAUCUACUCCUGUGGAAGAUCCAACUCAAAUUCUGGAGAUGUUUGAUGAUGUUUCUUACAGCAAGGGUUCUUGUAUAUUAAAUAUGCUGAGGGACUACCUGACUGCUGAUGUGUUUAAAGCUGGACUUGUGCAGUACCUGCAGAAAUACAGCUAUCGGAACACGAAAAAUGAAGAUUUGUGGAACAGCCUGUCAAGUAUUUGCCCUGCAGCAGCUACCAGCAGUAACGAACUAGAUGGUGAUGGUUUCUGCAGAAGGAGCCAGCAAUCCUCCUCAGCUGCACACUGGACAAAAGCAGAGACUGUUGAUGUGAGGGCAAUGAUGGACACCUGGACGCUGCAGAAAGGUUUUCCCCUGGUGACAGUCACAGUGAGAGGGAAGAACAUCCACGUGCAGCAGGAGCACUACAGGAAGGGAGUGGAUUCCCCUUCAUCCAAAGG